This is a messenger RNA of Closterium sp. Yama58-4, 1248 nucleotides long. NCBI's taxonomy places the organism in Eukaryota, Viridiplantae, Streptophyta, Zygnematophyceae, Desmidiales, Closteriaceae. The record is from the annotation of a GenBank genome assembly.
AUGGCCCGCUGGGGCCCCCACUCCGUGCUGCUCUUAGUGCUCGCAGCCGUUGCGCUCCUCGCCUUCCUUUCCGCCCUCCGCACGCGCCUCGACCACUCCCCCCUUCCACAUGCACCCUCCAGCGCCCCUUCUCCCGAACGCCACAGCCGCCAUUCCAGCUACCGGCGGCGGCUGGAGACUCGGCGGGGCAAUCCGGGGCGGAAGACGGUGCGGCUGCACGCGGCGACGGCGGAGGCGAACCCGCGGCUGGCGCACAUCACGUUCGACCCGCUCGUGGCGGAGAUGGAGGCGCAGCAAGACGACCGCGCGUGGGAGCAGGCGCAGCUCCGCCGGCGCGGGGAGGAGGUCCGCGUGGCGCACGGGGGCAAGACGCGCGGAGAGGGUGACGCGGGUGGCGAGCAGAGAGGGGGGGGAGAGGAAUCGAGGAUUGAAGCGGCGGACGAGGAGUUGAGGCGACUGGAGGAGAACCCCAACCCAGAGGCGGGCGAGCACAAGGUGAAUGUGACGAACCGGCUGAGAGCGCUCUUCCCGCUCAUUGAUAGUGACGACAGGGACGGUCUCGUGUCCCUCAGUGAACUCGCCAUGUGGCAGGUGCAGCAGGGGCAGCGGAGCAGUGAGCGGCGCACGCGGAGGGAGAUGCAGAUGACGGACAGCGAUGGGGACGGCCGGGUGUCGCUAAAGGAGUACCUGCACAACGUCACACCGGGGGACGAAGUGCACGUGGAGGGCGACGAUGACAUGGCUGAGUUUGUGAAGAUGACCAGGGAGCGCUUUGCACUGGCGGACGCGGAUGGUGAUGGGCUGCUCAACGAGGAGGAGUUCAACGAUCUGCUGCACCCAGAGGACAGUCAAAACGAGAAGCUUAUAGACUCCGUCCGAGAUGAGGAGCUCAGGGCACGGGACACAGACGGGGACAUGCGGCUGUCGUUUGAGGAGUUUCUGGAGAGCGUGUAUGAUGAGGUGGCGCAGUUUGAUGAGGAGUACGUGCGCUGGGAGGCGCACCGCUAUGACGUCGCCAGCGAGGACUACGUGCCGCCCGACUUGGCACGUGGAAGCAAGGCCAUGGAGCAUAUGAGCGCUGCGGAGAAGCGGGCUCAUGCACGCACGCGGUUCGAUCAAACGGAUGCGAAUCAUGAUGGGUACCUGGAUGCGAGCGAGUUUGAGGACCUGCUGUACGCCAUCGUGCCCAACGAGUACCACUUUGCGGAGGAGCAAGCCAAGCACAUGAUGAUGGAGGUGAGCACAUGA